Messenger RNA from Penicillium cataractarum, 1014 nucleotides. Its product is annotated as glycoside hydrolase family 43 protein. The record is from RefSeq and is a predicted model, not a curated record. Gene Ontology annotation, biological process: carbohydrate metabolic process. The transcript has a single exon. Gene Ontology annotation, molecular function: hydrolase activity, hydrolyzing O-glycosyl compounds. The coding region runs from base 1 to 1014 and encodes 337 amino acids. Lineage: Eukaryota; Fungi; Ascomycota; Eurotiomycetes; Eurotiales; Aspergillaceae.
AUGGCUCCAAAACCCCUCAUCACCCACCUCUACACGGCAGACCCCUCAGCACACGUUUUCAACGGCAAACUAUACAUCUACCCCUCCCACGACCGGGAGACCGACAUCGCCUUCAACGAUAAUGGCGACCAAUAUGACAUGACCGACUACCACGUCUUCUCGAUGGACUCAAUCGACGGUCCAGUCGAGGAUUCCGGCGUGGUUCUCUCCGCAAAGGACGUCCCCUGGGUCUCCAAGCAGAUGUGGGCACCAGACGCAGCCACCAAGGGCGGAAAGUACUAUCUCGUCUUCCCAGCCAGAGACCAGGAGGGUAUUUUCCGCAUCGGCGUCGCUGUCUCCGAUUCUCCCACAGGUCCUUUCGUUCCUGAGGAGAACUAUAUUCCCGGAAGCUAUAGUAUCGAUCCGGCUGUGUUUGUCGACGAGGAUGAGAAGGCUUACUUGUACUUUGGCGGUCUUUGGGGCGGACAAUUGCAGUGUUGGGAGAAGUCAGACUCGGAGGUUAAGGAGGGCGAUGAGAUGAACGGACUCGUCUUCAAUGCUUCCAAGUCCGGUCCCCAAGAGCCAUCCGGUGCGGGCGUGCCGGCAUUGUGUCCGCGCGUGGGCCAGUUGAACGAUGAUAUGCUCACGUUCGCCUCGCCUCCUCAGGAACUACAGAUUCUGGCUCCGGAGACUGGCGAGCCUCUUGCUGCUGAUGAUCAUGACAGAAGGUUCUUCGAGGCUGCGUGGAUGCAUCGAUACAAUGGGAAGUAUUACUUCUCGUACUCUACGGGUGAUUCGCAUUACCUUGUCUAUGCGACGGGAUCAUCGCCCAUUGGACCGUUCACGUACCAGGGCCGGAUUUUGGAGCCGGUGUUGGGAUGGACUACGCAUCAUUCUAUUGUCGAGUUCAAGGGGAAGUGGUACUUGUUCUAUCACGAUUGCGAGCUAUCUGGGGGUGUGGAUCAUUUGAGAUCUGUCAAGGUGCGGGAGAUUGUUUAUGAUGAGGAGGGAAAGAUUCACUUGGCAUCGUCUUGA